Messenger RNA from Aaosphaeria arxii CBS 175.79, 1318 nucleotides. RefSeq names its product DOLPP1 protein. Gene Ontology annotation, molecular function: dolichyldiphosphatase activity. Lineage: Eukaryota; Fungi; Ascomycota; Dothideomycetes; Pleosporales. Gene Ontology annotation, biological process: lipid biosynthetic process; protein N-linked glycosylation. The coding region runs from base 214 to 921 and encodes 235 amino acids. Gene Ontology annotation, cellular component: intracellular membrane-bounded organelle; endoplasmic reticulum membrane. The transcript is spliced from 3 exons. The record is from RefSeq and is a predicted model, not a curated record.
CUUCCUUCUAGGGUGACUACCUCCUUGGUAGACAGGCGCGCUCUUCACUCACGGAAUCUAGACUAGAUGAGGCGUUCUGGACUAGCGCCACAGAUAAUGACAUAAUCCGGAACCUGCGCCACGACACCCGUCACUUUGAACUUGUUAUAUGACGACAAUUGUUUCCUCAACUGCCGUCCUCGUACUGAAAAUCUUCUCAAAGUCUCGCCCGCCAUGGACGACAUACCUCUUGCGUCUCUCUCACUGACGCACGUUCACUAUAACCCCGCCGAUCGCAUUUCGUACCUUUGCGCCUGGCUUGCCCUUGUUCCCCAAGGACUGUGUGUUGUAUAUGCGACAUUGAUAUGGUCGAACCGGGAGAUUGAGAUAUGUCUCAUGUUCGCCGGCCAGAUGGCCUGUGAAGCGCUGAAUUGGUGUCUAAAGCGACUGAUCAAAGAGGAGCGACCACGUGAAAUGCAUGGAAAAGGAUAUGGAAUGCCUUCUUCGCACGCACAAUUCGUUACCUUCUUCUCGAUCACGCUAACGUUCUUUCUCCUCUUCCGCCAUGUCCCUCACCCGACCGAGACUCACACUCCGCUCACAUUCGCUCAACGCUUCCUUCUUUCCAUUCUCGCACUUAUUUCUGCUGCUGCUGUGGCGGCAAGCCGUAUAUACCUUACGUACCACACCCCGAAACAAGUUUUGGUGGGCUGCGCCGCAGGGGCUAUUUUUGCAAUCUUUUGGUUUGCAUUUACAACAUAUCUGAGAAGAUCGGGGUUGGUUGAGUGGGGUUUGGAAACCACUAUUUCAAGACUAUUCCGUGUUCGGGACUUGGUGGUCCAGGAGGAUUUGGUCGACUCGGGUUGGGCGAGAUGGGAAGAGAGGAGAGCACGGAGAGGGUUGAAGAACGGCUUCGUUGUCCAAGGCAAGAAGAGUAAAUGAAGGUCACAGUAAAGAUAUGACAGACGGCUUAUACAGGGUUCGUUGAGGGUUCGACAAUUUCUGCAUCUUUGACUUUACUAGCAUUGCAUUUGGACGCAUAUGAAGACUUAUCGGCAAGUAUGUUCCACCAAUGGGGCAAACAUGUAAAUGAAGGCUAUAAUGAUGAUACCUCAUGGUUUUGGCCUGUGUUCCCUCACAAUUUGAUACCAAUCCUCUGGCAGGUAUCGAGUAUUUGGUGCCUGUGAUCGAUGGUCUGGUUUCGAUGGUCUCCUUUUCCCAUGAAAAAGGAUCAUUCUCUGCCUGGCCGCGCACCUAUACCGCACAACUGGACGCAGGUCCAAUGCGCAAUGUAAUUGUCUAAAAUAUAUUGCAUUACAUAGCAAUGUUCCUAUACCAG